Postia placenta MAD-698-R-SB12 is the source of this 1768-nucleotide messenger RNA. Its product is annotated as glycoside hydrolase family 5 protein. Gene Ontology annotation, cellular component: extracellular region; cell surface. The coding region runs from base 331 to 1617 and encodes 428 amino acids. Gene Ontology annotation, molecular function: beta-glucosidase activity. The transcript is spliced from 15 exons. Gene Ontology annotation, biological process: glucan catabolic process. The record is from RefSeq and is a predicted model, not a curated record. NCBI's taxonomy places the organism in Eukaryota, Fungi, Basidiomycota, Agaricomycetes, Polyporales, Adustoporiaceae.
AUCAACCGCGCUGCAGCCUGUCAUGGGAUCCCAAAAUGCUUCUGUCGCUCCCUCUGAUCCUCGAUCAAGGACUAAAAAUGCCCAUUCUCCGGCGAUGGUCUCGAUUGCAUGCCAUGAAACAGCGUCUCUGCCUGUAAUUUCCUACGCUCAUACGUUAUGCAUGGUUCGCGUGUGCGUGUUCGGUCCCUCCGGACAGCGGACCUGAAACGAAGUAUGGACGCGAACACUCACGGCGAUUUGAAUCUCCUCUCAGGGACGGCGGAACGGCAAUGAGACGAUAUAAAAUCGACCGUGCUCGUGCACGGUUACAUCGUAAAACCCCAGGCGAGGAUGCGCGCAUCUAUAGGUCUCGUAGGACUCCUUGCGUCCGUUCAGCAUGUUCUCGCAGGGACACUACCGAGCAAGAUCUACGGCGUCAACAUCGGCGGAUGGCUCGUGUUAGAACCAUGGAUGCUCCCUGCUGAAUGGGAGGCUAUGGGCGGUCAGAUAUGCUCUGACUGCUCGCAAUGUAUUGGCUCGGAAUGGUCAUAUACCAAAGCUUACCCCAAUAUUGCAAAUGCCGAGUUUGCCAAACAUUGGUCCACGUGGUUCACACAGGACGAUGUCAACCAGCUCGUCGCGGACGGGAUCAACACAGCUCGGAUUCCCCUUGGCUUCUGGCUCGUGGAACCCCUCGUGAACAGGGCAACCGAGUUCUACCCGGAAGGAGGGAUUGUCUACUUGCAACAAGGCGUGAAGAUGCUCAGCGAUGCUGGCAUCCAAGUGAUCCUCGAUCAUCACGCCCUGCCAGGCGUCCAGACUGGCGAUGCAUCAUUCACCGGAAACUGCACGGAGUAUGUCGAGUUCUAUACCGAUUACAACUACCAGCGCGCUCUGGUAUGGACCGCUGUCAUGACUUCCCUGUCGCAUCUGGACCCCAAUUUCGCUUCGGUGUUCGCAAUUGAGGCUGUCAACGAGCCGAUCAUGGAUGCAGACCAGACGCCUGGUUAUGGCACUUUCCAGAAGGAGUUCGUCGACACCGUCCGCGCCGUCGAGCUCACGUUGGGCAUUCCGGUGCCUGGUCUCCUCGCGUCAGGUCUUCCUUCGCGGAACACGCUGGUUACGACGUGCGCCAUUCCGAGCUUCCGACGUUGCUUAGGGCUGACGGUGUUAUAUUUGGUCAGAUUCAUGGACAUCAACUGGCAAUAUAACAACCCGUCGAACCCAGCAGAUGCUGCUAUCGGCCCUCAGGGUUACGACAACCACCUUUACUACAGCUUUGGAGGCGUUGCCGCUGCAAAUCCGACUGCUUACAUGGAGAGCAUCUGCAACUUGAACCGUGUCCAGGCAGAUGCAGCACUUGGAGACACUCCACUCUGGUUUGGAGAGUGGGGCCUUCCGACGCAGUUCAACGCAACAGACGAGUUCUUGUAUAUGUGGGCAGAUGCACAAAAACUCGCGUAUAGCCAGGGAGCCGGGUGGAUUUUCUGGAAUUUCAAGGUCGAACAGUCUGAACUGGCGGGUAACUUGUCACGACAAUGGUCCUAUAUUGAGGGCGUAAAAUUGGGAUUCCUGACGCAGGAUCCAUCUCAGUAUCACAAUGCUAACGUGUGCGAGCCCUACUUGACGACGUCUUGAGGCGCCCGGCCUGCCGCACUUGUUUUUGUGCGGCGAUAUGGGCGACGUCGAGCUUCCCCUGUACCCUCGGAGGUUGCGUUUGUUUAUUAAGAUAUUGGAUCUUAGUUAAUGUACGAACACGAACGUACGCGAUAAAAUGAAGGUCCUCCCU